ACGGGCGUGGUACCAAGUCUAGUUGUUAGCACUAAGACAAUUUUUGUUUUUUAUCAACGAUUAGAAAGAUGUUGCAUUUUGUUAUAGCACUGGUCACAUUUGUUGGUUUAACGACAGCAGCAACAACCAACAGUAAUGCAACAACAGCACCCACAAGUGGGUGUUCGUGUCCACUUACAACAUUGAAAUCUCCAAUUAAUAACACAGCCAAGUGCAUGGAGUACGAGAAGGUGUUGUCGUGUUUGACGCACUCGUCUACGUGUGACACGGCGAGUGUAGUGACGGCGGCCGUGAAAGCAAUGGUGUCAACCAGCUGUAAUCUCACCGAAACAUGCCAGUGUGAAAAGGUUUACUCUAGUGCGAGUCGCACUACCAAACUACUCCAGUGCAGCGCUGCUAAGGCUCUAGACACCUGUCUCAACAAAAUCACCAACACAGUAGACCCGGCUUGUGAUAGCUCAAAGACCAAACAAUCGAUAAAAACAGCCAUCGUCGACCCUGAGACCAAGUCAAAAUGCAGUGGUGCCACCGAUUUGUAUGUGAUCUCACACCUAUUCAUGUUAAGCCUUACAGUGACUGGACUGUUCGCGUAACGCUAGAUGGCGCUGUAACCAGUUCCACCGUAAUUAUGAACAAUUAAUUGGCUGCUGGAACUAAUAUUUUUCAAGAUCUUUUUUUUUUUCAUUUCAUACAUUUUUUUGUUAAUGUAAUUUAAUGAUACUAUAAUUUUGGUCUUUUUGGAAAUGUAUAAACGCUAUUGGUGCCAUACCCGAAAUGUGAAAACCAUUUGUACUGUUAGCGACACAAGGGUUAAGGAAAUGCUCACAGUUAUCAAUAUUUUUACGAGGGGUAGUCUAUUUUUAGAAGGUAUUUCUUUGUUUCAUCGCCAUAGACUCUUGGUUUCAUUCUCUAUCCAUAUAUGCUACAGGUUUGUAAAUUGACCAAACUUAGUGUCUAUUGUUAAGGGUUGAGACUAGGGUCUGUGACUUUGACUGACAGUUGUAGUUUGAAACUUAUUGAAGGCGAAAAUUCAACAUAUUAUGGAGUUAUUUUCCCAAAUUUAAAGACAAAAAUAUUAACUACAGCCAAUUUUGAUGAAGUAAAGCUUUGCUUCAUAGAUAUAUGAAGCAUAAUAUUAUAUAAUACCUUCAGUUUGCAUGUUAUUUAACUGGGCUUAGGGUUUUUGUAGAUGGAGCUGAACUGGAUAAUAAAAUGUCUUUUAAGAGGUUACAUAUUUUAAUUUUACACUGAUGAUUACGUAGGGUUUGAAUAAUAAUAAUAAUAAUAAUAAUAAUAAUAAUAAAUAAAUAAAUAAAUAAUAAACGUUUCUAAAUCUUUUCAGGACAAGGGAACGUUAAUAGGUUCGCCAUUCCCAUUCUAAUCUAUAAAGAAAAAUCAGUUAUAUGAACCCGUAUUAGUUCUUAGUGCGAUUUGGUUUCUCUACCUAACUUCUUAAUAUAUACUCUUCAAAAGAAGAAACGCAAAAUCACAUUGUCGUAACAUUUGGAGAAUUGAUUUAAUUAUUGAA
This is a messenger RNA of Gigantopelta aegis, 1528 nucleotides long. RefSeq lists its product as uncharacterized. The record is from RefSeq and is a predicted model, not a curated record. Lineage: Eukaryota; Metazoa; Mollusca; Gastropoda; Neomphalida; Peltospiridae. The coding region runs from base 69 to 593 and encodes 174 amino acids. The transcript is spliced from 8 exons.